This is a messenger RNA of Penicillium alfredii, 441 nucleotides long. RefSeq names its product proteasome assembly chaperone 4 family protein. The record is from RefSeq and is a predicted model, not a curated record. Gene Ontology annotation, biological process: proteasome assembly. NCBI's taxonomy places the organism in Eukaryota, Fungi, Ascomycota, Eurotiomycetes, Eurotiales, Aspergillaceae. The coding region runs from base 1 to 441 and encodes 146 amino acids. The transcript has 2 exons.
AUGGCGACUGCAACAUCACCUGCGCUUCCCCAGACGGAACCCGCUUCUUCCACUCUGAAGCCCGAGGAAAUCUCGUUCCCUCUUCCCAAGGCUUUACACACGACGGCGCACAUCCACUUGACCUCUUUUGGUCAAUGUGCCAUGGUCUUCUUGGCGACCAGCACGCCGGGCGACUCGGCGGGGUCCGUUAAACCGAUGGGGAGCUUUGUCUAUGCCAUGCCGGAUCGUACCUCUCCAAACUCAACCAUUUCCACCACGCUCUACACAACACCCUCCAGCAUCGAGUACACGACACGCAUAGCCAAAAUUGUGGCUCGAAGGAUCCGCGCUCCGGUUUAUGUUGGAUGCAGCAUCAAUCCCAACGCCCUGGAGCAGACGGUGGAGGAGGAAAUGGAAGGGCUGACCAAGAUUGUCAACACGAUUGUUGAACGACUUGGAUAG